AUGGCAUCCCGUGCAACAUUUGGGAGCCCUGCACGGCUAGCGAGAACCUCGUCGCUCGUCUCCAAUCUGCUCACCACAGGUCAACCUCUCUCACGUCCUGCACGAAGCUUGUUCCAUGUCGCAAAGCCUAGAGCAACAGCUGCGCAUUGCCAGCGGCGACUUUUUUCCAGCAGUAUCGAUGGUUCCUCGACCGCUCCCAGAUCCACCUCAACAACUAGCUCAAAUAAUGACAACUUGGAGGAGUUGACAUCAAGGAAGCCUGAGGAAGUGGUGCUGGAGGAAACUAUCGUGGAGGAGACCAUCAUAGAAGAGGCUAGGACUCCAGACGAGACAACCACAAUAUCACCAGAAGCAGAGGCGGAAGCGCCCAUGGAACCCGAAGACCCAGACGCAACCCCCUGGUACCUCGAGGUCGAGCCGCCGCGCCACCCGACCCUCGUCCCGCACGACAUCCCCCUACCCCCAACGCCGGCCGACUCCCCAGCGCUGGUCGGGCCGCUGAUCAAGUUCGUGGCCGAAGACCUCGGAGUGGACGACUUCUCGGUCCUGGACCUGCGCACGCUCGAGCCGCCGCCCGCCCUGGGACCCAAACUCAUCAUGAUGUUCGGCACGGCGCGCAGCGAACGCCACCUGCACGUGUCGGCGGACCGUCUCGUGCGGUGGCUGCGGGGCCACGGCAUCUCUGCGCACGCCGACGGCCUGCUGGGCCGCAACGAGCUCAAGACCAAGAUGCGGCGGCGCGCGCGCAAGGCCAAGCUCAUGGGCGACACCGCCUGGGACAAGGGCGACGACGGCAUCAGCACCGGCUGGAUCUGCGUGAACCUCGGCACCAUUGGGUGGAAGCCCAUGGCGCCCGAGGACGAGGUCGUCCGGACCGACGCCGAGGGACGCGUCACGGGUUUUGGCACCCCGAUCGAGGGUACUACCUUGGUCGUGCAGCUGAUGACCGAGGGAAAGAGGGAGGAGCUGGGGCUUGAGAGGUUGUGGAACGGUGUGCUGAAGAAGAGCGACAAAGACAGAGCGGAGAUUGCUGCUGCUGAGAAUGUGGAGGAGGUGCCGUACUUUCCUCCACACAUAAAGCGAGGAAAGAGGGGCCGCCGUGCUUGA
Pyricularia grisea is the source of this 1107-nucleotide messenger RNA. RefSeq lists its product as uncharacterized. The transcript has a single exon. Gene Ontology annotation, biological process: mitochondrial gene expression; mitochondrial proton-transporting ATP synthase complex assembly; mRNA stabilization. Bases 1 to 1107 code for a protein of 368 amino acids. The record is from RefSeq and is a predicted model, not a curated record. Gene Ontology annotation, cellular component: mitochondrion. Lineage: Eukaryota; Fungi; Ascomycota; Sordariomycetes; Magnaporthales; Pyriculariaceae.